Molecule: messenger RNA, 1331 nt
Organism: Mycotypha africana
Lineage: Eukaryota; Fungi; Mucoromycota; Mucoromycetes; Mucorales; Mycotyphaceae
Exons: 6
Coding region: 1-1173 (390 amino acids)
Source: RefSeq, a predicted model, not a curated record
AUGCACUUGGGUUUUUUAAUCCGUUCGUCCAUAUUUGAAGCUCACACCAAACGGAAGUCUCCUUGUAUUGAAAAUUUGAUAGGCACACACCAUCUUACGGCUUUUAUCCGGGAGUACGGCGCAAGCAUGUUUUCCAUUCUCUCGGAGAAAACAUACGACUCAAUUCAGACAUCUACUGUCCAUGAACCUAAUGUCAUGGAUUUCUCUGAUCCAGCUUCUGUGCCAGCUACCGCGUUGUUUUCAUUCCAUCCGCUCGUGUUUUUGUACUUUAUAUUGUCAUUCGUUAUCAUACCUUAUCCUAUCUAUCGUUUUUUGGCAAAGAGAUUAAAGUGGGAAACGAAUUACAAAUCUGUAGCUAGGCAUUGGAGUGAUAUGAUGUUGGGGUUUAGUUAUGGAUUGAUUUUAUUUGUAUUUGGCAAUUACAGUAAAGCAUACAGCUGGAUCACGGUGCUAGCUUUUUAUCCUUCAUUAUUCGGUUAUGCACUCAUUGCCGAGCUGCCGUUUACAAAGACUUCUCUACCCAACAUUAGAAAUUGGCCUAAAGGCAUGUGGGUCGUCUUCUUAGUAGCUUUAGCUGUCAUAUUAGCAUUCGCAGCAGUUCACAUCUAUUUUGCAUCUCAACUUGCAUUACCGUUUGUCAUUUAUUACGUGUGUGGUUUAUUGAUACCGGCUUUUUUCUUGGUUGUCUCCAUUUGUCUUAAAGGAGAAGUGAAUUCAAACUGGACGCGCUCCUUGUACCAUCGCUUCAAAGUGUCAAGAAUGAAAAGACACGGUAACUCUGCUCCUACUGUUUUGAGAAGAGGUGACGUAGUAAAUGAACCAGAUUUAAACGAAAAUGUAGCAGCAGAAGCAGCAUCUAAUACGCAUAAUGACUCCUUAAAACAAGAAGAAGAAGGCAUGGGUGGUGCAACAACAGUCGGAAACACAAAUUCGUCUAAAGAUCAACAACAACAACAACAACAGCAGCAGCAGCAGCAACAGUUACCUCCACCAAAAAAUCCAUAUACCCAAAGAGUCAAUCUGCAUAUCCAUCAUUGGCAAAUCUUUUAUGUUUUGGCUUUUUUUACUAGGUUCACACAUCCGGUUUCUCAAGUUGCCGCCGGUAUUGUCAUUGCUUGUUACAUGCAAGGCAUUUGUGCUUACGGCUACGAUUCUUUGGUUAAUGAUGGAUAGUCUAACGGCAUUGUCUUCAAGUACAAGCCGUAACAACUGACCGUCACAUACGAUUCUUGAAUAAUAAGCUUAAACUAAGAAUAACAAUAUACCUUGUUAUUAAUUAUUUAUUUACCUUAUACCUCAGAGCUAUAUUUAAUUAAAAAUAUAAUUACAAG